Cervus elaphus (red deer) is the source of this 943-nucleotide messenger RNA. RefSeq lists its product as uncharacterized. The transcript has 3 exons. Bases 1 to 909 code for a protein of 302 amino acids. The record is from RefSeq and is a predicted model, not a curated record. Lineage: Eukaryota; Metazoa; Chordata; Mammalia; Artiodactyla; Cervidae.
AUGAUAAGAGUUAUGAAGACAACACAACAAGCCAGUGUUACAGUUGGGGACCUCGGCCCUUUGAGGGGGGCCUCCACAGUCCUGACAGUCCGGUCUUCUCAUGCAAGUGUAGCCCCUGCAUCCACACCGCACCACGCUCCCUUAGGAACGAACGCCGCCCGGGAGGAGGCUGGGGAGGGCCACGGACCCGCGACACUGGACACCCGCCCGUCCCCCUCCUCCUCCUGCAUCCGCAGCUCGCGAGCCUCUGCGCUCCCGGCGAGGUUCCCGGAAACUCCUCGAUUUCCCUGUCGCCGCCGCGUUUGCAAGAAACCGAAACCCAGGCCCCGCCCCCCGCGCCAGCCGGGAGCUGGCAACUGGGGCCUGCGCCCGGGGCUGGGUCUGAACUGGGCGGCCGGAGCGGCCCCUCCCGGACCGACGGAGCCGAGAUGGAGGUGGGAGGCCCUUCUGAGUGCCAGGGCUGCGCUCGGCGCCCACCCCCUGCAGGUGUCGUCCCCAGCGGCUCAGCACCGCCCGCGGGAAAGCUGCAGUUCUAACCCGAUCGUUCAGGUUGCAUCCGAUGGCGGAGUGCCCAGCGAGGGCGGGGGGCAGCCAAGACAGCUCCCCUGCAACAAUGUAGAGGAAGCCGGCCAGCCCAGAGCCGGCCGCUCACCCCAACUCACCCCCAGCCUGGGCCGAGCAGGAAUGUGGAAGUUGGCCGGAAGAGCUCGCGCCCCCUCCCCUCCAAAAACACACCCAUCUCAGUCCCCGGGAAGCGUGAACUUGGGUCACCUAGGGCGAGGGGCUCCAGACCAGGACUCGAUUACCCAGGACGAAGUAGGGGUGCUGUUACCCCCAGCAAGGCCAAGAAGCCUGCCAGGGGCGCUGGCCGUAGUGCAAGACCCAUUGGCGGGGGUGGGGUGGGAGUAGGAAGGGUGGAGGAGGGUGCAGGUCCCAUCCAGCC